Messenger RNA from Mycetomoellerius zeteki, 2495 nucleotides. RefSeq names its product ATP-binding cassette sub-family G member 4. Gene Ontology annotation, cellular component: plasma membrane. Gene Ontology annotation, biological process: transmembrane transport. NCBI's taxonomy places the organism in Eukaryota, Metazoa, Arthropoda, Insecta, Hymenoptera, Formicidae. The record is from RefSeq and is a predicted model, not a curated record. The transcript is spliced from 14 exons. Gene Ontology annotation, molecular function: ABC-type transporter activity; ATP hydrolysis activity; ATP binding. Bases 611 to 2458 code for a protein of 615 amino acids.
CUGAAACUGAAACUUGAGACCACGCUUAACUAAUGAAAUCUCAUUUCAUAGUGAAAUCUUAAGUACGACUCAAGAUUAUUAGAUGCACAAUCAUUGCUUAAGCCAGAUCUUGAGCCAGUUUUUGUCGAGUCCAGUAAGUGGACUUAAGACGGUCUUGAAAUAAAAAAUGGUUUGAGAAAGCCUGAUGGGUGAGGUCUUCCAAUUGAACCAGUUUUUCAGCUGCUCAUUUGUUUAAGAUUUUAUGCUACUGCUUCUUUUUAGAAAGUAAAUGGAGAUCUUAUUGAAUUACCACAAUCUACACAAUUAGUAGAAUCACGUUCAAAGUAACUGUUAUAUUAGCAUCUUAUUUAAAUACUUAUGUUAAAUUUCUGACUAAGCAACUAUACAAGAAAAUAGAAGAUUGUGUAAAGAAUUAGGACAUGGACAUGGAGCUAUUGGAUUUCCUUGUAUUAAUGGAGCGAUAGACUGUACUCAUAAGACUAUUUGGUAAUAAUUUUCAAGGAUUAGAUGAAAUGUACAGAAAUAGAAAAGGAUAUUUUUCUUUAAAUGUCCAGUUAUAAUUUUACGAAGUAAGGUGCUAGAAGUGAACGAUAAAAAUAACGCAGCAAAGAUGCUGAAAGACGACUGCAAGAUUCAUGUGCAGGAAUCAGAAGAAUUGCUGGAACCUGUGAAAUCGUGGAAUUCACAAAUGUACAUCGAAUUCGACGAUCUUUGUUACUCAGUUUGUUGCAACCGCAAAGGGACUGAGAAAAUGAUUCUACGUAAUGUAACGGGACACUUCGAACCAGGGAAAAUCACGGUGAUAGUCGGUCCUUCCGGUGCGGGGAAGACCACCUUGCUAAAAAUCAUAUCGGGCAAACAACAGAUCGAUAUUAAGGGUACCAUCACCGUCAAUGGUGCUAAACAAAAUAGAAAAAUGUUCCGCAAACAGGUGUGUUACGUACCGCAACAAUUCGAUCUAUUGCCGUACCUCACAACAAGAGAAACUCUCUAUAUGGCAGCUCGACUAAAGCUUAAUCAGAACAAACAAGCAAUUUGUUCAAUGGUGAACGAUAUCGCGAAAAGUUUCAACUUGUCAAAGUGUCUGGAUACAUUGGCGAAUAAAUUAAGCGGUGGUGAACGGAAGAGACUUUCUAUCGGUGUGGAAAUGUUUGUUCAACCAUCCGUUUUUUUAUUAGACGAACCAACAAGCGGUCUGGACAGUACGGCCUCUAAUCAGCUCAUUAACAUACUACAUGAUAUGGCAAGAGCGAAUUGCACUGUGAUUUGUACAAUACAUCAACCCAACAGUCAGAUAAUUUCGCUCUUCGAUAACAUUAUCGUGAUCAACCAAGGCAGAUGUAUGUAUUGCGGUCCAAAAGACGAGAUCUUAAACACGUACAGCAUUGCUGGGUUUACGUGUCCCAACUUCUAUAACAUAAUUGAAUUUGUGCUUGAGGUAAUAACAGAACAAAGGGGUGGAGAUGUGGAGAAUCUAUACAAGAUCUGUUGUGAUGAAUACGUAAAGUUUAGGUUACGCAAUAAACAUAAUAAAAAGGAAUUGGAUUUAUCGAUUGUUUUUAAGCAGAAAUGUGAAACAAAAGAUACAGAUACAUCUAUAAAUAGCAUAAUACAAAAGAAGUCAACAUGGCAACAGCAAAAGAUUUUAUUUUUACGAGCUUUCACUUACAUCAAACGAGAUAUAAUCUUAACACAACUAAGAUUUGUGACGCACGUCAUAGUCGGGCUAUUAUUAGGGAUAGUUUUCUAUAAUUUUGGUGAUGACGCGGAAAAAGUUCUAAGCAACAUCGCUUAUUUAUUUUUCUGUCUGUUAUUUUUAUUCUUUACAAAUGCCAUACUGGCAGUGCAAAUGUUUCCCAUUGAAGCGACAGUGUUUUUACAAGAACAUUUAAACAAUUGGUACUCUUUAAGAUCUUACUACAGUGUAAAAAUAAUAUCGGAUCUCUUAAUGCAAAUAAUUUGCGCCUCAUCUUUUUUGCUUAUAUCGUACUAUAUAACAGGACAGCCAAUGGAGAAAUAUGAUAGAUUUCUACAGAUGUGGGGAAUUUGCCUAUUAAUUACGAUUCUUGGACAAACGAUCGGGAUAUUUGCAGGCGUAAUAUGUGGCACUCAAUUAGGUAUAUUUUUAAUACCGGCGAUUAGUAUACCAUUAUUGUUGUUCGCUGGAUUCUUUUUAAAAUUAGGAGAAAUGUCGACGUACGUGCAGCCUUUAGGCUAUGUGAGCUUUUUCAGAUACGCAUUUGAAGGAGUAAUGCAAGCGAUCUAUCUUGAUCGACCGAAUCUGACGUGUUUGGAAAUCUACUGUUACUUGCGUUCACCAAGCAAGAUUCUCACGAUGAUGGACAUGCCAACAGUUCCAUUCCAUGUAAUUCUGAUAAUACUUGCUUUUUGGAUAUUCUUUUUUCACUUGAUCACUUAUGCAGUACUUCUUUGGAAAAUUUAUUAUGCAAAAAAGUGACGAUCAGUAAAGUUAAUAUUAAUAAAUCGUUUAUUAA